Habropoda laboriosa is the source of this 4706-nucleotide messenger RNA. RefSeq names its product alsin (gene Als2). The coding region runs from base 96 to 4706 and encodes 1536 amino acids. Lineage: Eukaryota; Metazoa; Arthropoda; Insecta; Hymenoptera; Apidae. The transcript has 14 exons. The record is from RefSeq and is a predicted model, not a curated record.
ACAUGACGAAAGCAUUGCUGAUUAAAAGUACUAUCUUAUAAGAUAAGACAUUUCUAGGUUAUGCACAUCAGUUUUUCUGUCAAACAUCUCACAAAAUGGAGAAACAUAUGCACUUGUGGAAGGGUGUUGAUGAAUUGUCAUAUACUUUUAGCGACAAACUAAGUGGUAUCAUCUGUAGACUGGUUACUAUUAAAGAUCACAUUUUUGUAGCAACCACUACUAACAAUUUAUAUUAUGGAGAGGUAUCAUUUUUGGAGAAUAGUCCCCCAACAUUGGUUUUCAAAAGGGCUCAAUUUGAUGUGAUCGACAUAGCAUCAAAUUCAGAUUAUUUGUUUAUUGUAGAUAAUAAUGGAUAUGUCUUGAAAGUAAAUCCUCUAAAUAUGAAUGUAGUAGAUACAAUAAUUUUAAAAGAAGAAGUUAAAUAUUGUAGUCAUGGAUAUAAACAAGAAAAUGAAAUUGUUAAAGUAAAAUCCAUAGCUGUUAGUGAUCAAGCAGCAUUAUUUGUAACUGAAAAUGGACAACUUUGGGCUAGUGGGAAUCAAUCACAAAUAGGCAUCAAUAAUACAGAACCUAAAAAAGUUAGAUUUUUUGAAGGCAAAACUGUAUCUGCUGUUGCAUGUGCUUCGAAUUUUAAUGUAAUUGCUGUGAGAAAAACAAUAAAAGGCAUGAAGGACGAUACUGACAGUGAGAAUGAUUUGGAAGAAGUGUUUGUUAAUUCAUGCCCUCAGUGCCUCAACAAUGUGUUAUUGAGCCCUACAAGUUUAACAUCAUCAGAUACUGGCCCUGUUGGACUUCAUGUGCAGCAAUUUAGUGACAACCAUUCAACUAAUUCUAUCAGUGCUUUAUCUAUUGCUAGUAAAGAACAUGAUGCUGUUUCACUUACAGAGAAUAUUAAAAAGGAACAUGUUUCUGAGAUAAUAGAAAAUGGAGAUCUAUGUUCUAAUAAUCCAGUGGAUUCUGAAAAAGAAGAAAAAAAGAAUGUUAUUUUGAUAAAUACAGAAGCGGCAAGACAAUUUUUAACCAGACAAUUAUCUUGGGUUUCAUCUUAUGGAAGUGUUAAAGAAGACAUACCUUUGGAAAAUGUUGAAAAACUAGAUAGGUUAAUCAAACAAAAUGUAUCUAAUGUAGCUAAUUUAGUGUACGAAGGAGUCAAAAAUGUGGGAGGUAAAGUUGUUACAUUAUCUAGGCAUAUGAGUGGAAGUUCAGACAUAAAUGAAUUCAAAGACGAUAGUAGUGAACAUUUAGAAGAAUCAGAAGAAGAAUAUUCUAAACCUACUGCUACUAGUUUGGCACUAAGUUUACGCUGUGAAGAAUUUCCUUGGUCAUCAAGCACUGGUUCCCCAGAACAUGAAUUAUCUCAGCAAGGUUUAAAUGAAAGGAUCAACACAUUAACUCGUACUGGCAGCAAUAUCCUAUCUACUGAACUCUGGUCAUGGGGUGAUAUUCAGUAUGGGCAGUUAGGGACAGGAGAUAUCAUUAAACGCCCUCAACCUAUUUUGGUGGCAAAACUUAGUAAUAUUGGACUCAGAAAAAUUUCAUGUGGUGUAUUUCAUGUACUUGCCUUGACAUUAGAUGGAAGAGUGUUUGCUUGGGGAAGAAAUAAUUAUAAACAAGUCACAUUGGAAUCAAGUGCAUAUCAAAGUGCACCUCAGUUAUUCACUACAAAAAUAUUUUCAAAUGAAAGAGCCAAAGAUAUAGCAGCUGGUAAUUAUCAUAGUUUGGUUAUGAUGCAUCAUGGUUUAUAUUUUAUUGGAAAGUCAAGUAAAACUGCUGAAAUGUACCAACUUGAUAUUGAGACAAGUAAUGAAUAUAGUACACGUCAAAUUUUUAGUUCUGGAGAAUACAGUUGUUGUUCUGUAAUAAAUGAACCUGAAAUAAAUAUUUCUGAAGAUUUAAUAAGUGAUCAAGUCUUCUUACAAGAGAUAUUGAUUGUUUACCAAUACUUAAUUAAGCCAUUUCAAAAAAAGGGAGGUGCUAUACAAGAAUCAAAUGUUUAUGAAACACUAUGUAGAUGUUAUACAGAGUUGUUAAGUUUUAAUGCAUUGAAUGUUAUUAGUUUAUGGGAUUAUUUUAAUCAUAUUGGUGAAGCAUACGAAGUGACAGUAGUUGCUAAUGUCAAGGAGUAUAUUACUGUGUACAGAUAUUACUUAAAUGCACUAUGUGAUGUUAUUUGUUUGAAUGGAUUUACAUAUAUUGCAAAAAUAAUUGAAAUACCACAGGUGUUAGCAAACUUAUUUACCAAUAAAUUAAAAAGUAAUGAAAUUAAAAAAAUUACUGAUGAAAUUAUUAUCACCAUAGCACUACAACAUCCACUAUGUAAAUUGAAUAGGUAUAAAAAUAUGGUUUUAAAUUUAAUAAAAUGUAAUGGUGCAAAAAUGGGUAUAGAACGUUUGCAAGAAGCUUUAAUAAAGUGGGAACAAAUAUGUGAUGAACAAGAAAAGCAACAAAAAGAAGCUGAAACAACUAAAUUAUUUUGGGAAUCUUCUGGUAAACUGGGAGAACUAUUAAGAUCUCCUGGUAGAAGGCUUAUUAGAGAGUCACGAACACAUCCUUUAUCAAUACUUAAUUCUGGAAUAUUUUCUACUCAUUGGUUUGUUUUAUUAACUGAUGUAUUCAUUCAUGUUAUUGGUACUUUUCAUACAGUACAUCCACUUCAGACUCUAUGGGUAGAGCUUUUACCAGAUUCUGAAUCAGUACAAAAUGCUAUAUCAAUAGUAGCUCCAGAAGAUACAUUUGUCUUAUAUACUCCAACACCUUCUGAGCGCAAUGAAUGGCUGUGUGUUUUGCAAAAUGCUAUAAAGUCUAGCUUACAAAGGGUCAUUGGGCAUGUACCUCCAAUAGUACGUUCUAGCUCAUACACUUUCACAAAGCACAGUGUUUUCAAAGAUGCAAAGUAUACUGGUCGAUGGCUAAGUGGUAAACCACAUGGUUCUGGAAAAUUAGAGUGGAAUGAUGGGCGUAAAUAUGUAGGACAAUUUCACAAAGGUGUUAUUCAUGGUAGUGGUAAAAUGGAAUAUCCAUCACAGGGUGUAUAUGAAGGGCAGUGGAAAGAUGGUCAACAGAAUGGAUAUGGAACAAUGAAAUAUAAUAAUGGAGAUUUUUAUGAAGGAUACUUUAAAGAUGGAUUUCCACAUGGUCAUGGUGUUAAAAAGGAGGGUCACUUUAUGGCAUCUGUAGCAUCUAUUUAUAUUGGAGAAUGGGCUGCAGGUGUUAAACAGGGAUAUGGAAUUAUGGAUGACAUCAUGGCAGGUGAAAAAUAUUUAGGAUCAUGGAGUAAUGGUAUGAAACACGGUUGUGGUUUAAUUGUAACACUGGAUGGUAUUUAUUAUGAAGGGGUUUUUAUGCAAGAUGUUUUAACAGGCCAUGGAGUAAUGGUGUUUGAAGAUGGUACUCACUAUGAAGGUGAAUUUAAAUCGGCUGGUAUUUUUUAUGGCAAGGGUACAUUAACAUUUAGAAGUGGUGAUCGAUUAGAAGGCAAUAUGAAUGGUGCUUGGAAUGAAGGUGUAAAGGUUAUUGCAACACUGCACAUGAAUAAAGCUAAUGAAAAAGCACAAACUAAUUCGAAACCGACGUCGUUUGGCAAAUUAUGUGUCUCAGCAGAUCAAAAAUGGAAAGCCAUAUUUAGACAAUGUUAUCAACAACUUGGUGUAUCUGAACCAGGUAUGAAACCUUUGGGUGCAACUGACAAAUCUGUGGAAACACAACGUGCAUGGCAAAAUGUUGCUAGCCUAAUAACUAAGUCACACCAAAAGUCUUUAGAACGAAAAAAACUUUUGACAAAUACUCCCACUAGUAAGGAAAGAAAUAACGAAAUCAUUGACGAGUUAGACAAAAUUCCUUGUUUUGGAAGAAACAAACUCACUGUACAGAGCUACCAUGAAAUUCAUAAAUAUUUAAUUAAAGCAUUUGAGAGCUCACAUCAUCCACUAGGAACACUUUUAACAGAAGUUGCUGCUGUGUACACAGCUACUUAUGGUGGUGUAAGAGUCCAUCCUUUGCUACUUAGCCAUGCUGUAUCCGAACUUCAUAGUAUUACUUCAAGAAUAUAUGAAAUAGUCACUCUAUUAUUUCCGGCGUUACCACGCGGUGGAAAGGAACACGUAUUGGAAACAGAAAAUGAAGAGGAAGCUCAAGUUAUAAGCGCUGCAGCAAUACUUCAUCCAAUAUUAUUACCUCGUGUACAUUCAGCGCUUUUUGUACUAUAUGCUUUACAUAAUAAAAAAGAAGAUGAUGCCUAUUGGGAAAGAUUAAUGAAAUGGAACAAGCAACCUGAUAUAACACUAAUGGCAUUUUUAGGCAUCGAUCAAAAAUUUUGGAAAAACGCAAACGUAAUAAACCUAAACGAAAGUACGUUACCCUAUCCAAGUGAGCCAUAUUUCAGUGAGGCUAUAGAAACAUUACAACAAUUGAAAACCACGUUCUCGCCAUUAGAAAAAUUAUUAGUUGUUAGGAAUACAUUUGAACAAAUGACACAAGCAGUUCAAAAGCAAUUAGGUACUACGUAUUUGUGGACAAUGGAUGAAUUACUUCCUGUUUUUUGUUUUGUUGUUGUACGUGCCAGUGUAUUACAACUGGGUAGUGAAAUACAUUUUAUGGAAGAUUUCAUGGAACCCUACUUACAAAAUGGAGAACUUGGAAUUAUGUUCACCACUCUUAAGGCCUGUUAUUAUCAAAUAUUGCAAGAGAAAAUUAAUGUCGGUGACUGA